This is a messenger RNA of Coregonus clupeaformis (lake whitefish), 5870 nucleotides long. RefSeq names its product synaptotagmin-2. The record is from RefSeq and is a predicted model, not a curated record. Gene Ontology annotation, cellular component: dense core granule; synaptic vesicle membrane; axon. Gene Ontology annotation, biological process: regulation of dopamine secretion; calcium ion-regulated exocytosis of neurotransmitter; synaptic vesicle endocytosis. Gene Ontology annotation, molecular function: clathrin binding; calcium ion binding; phosphatidylserine binding. The transcript is spliced from 9 exons. The coding region runs from base 378 to 1673 and encodes 431 amino acids. Lineage: Eukaryota; Metazoa; Chordata; Actinopteri; Salmoniformes; Salmonidae.
UGGUGCUGAUUUGCAGUGUGAGAGAAUGUUAAUGUGCAUGUGUGUUUCUUUUCAUUUCCCCCACAUCUGAUUAACUCAGCAGCACAGGCCCUACCACAACUAUUUUGUGUGAGUGUGUGAAUGUUUGUGAAGAGGGCUUUUGGGAAGAAACCCACAGGGGUGAAUACAGGGACUGAGCAGUUACAAUAGGCUUAUCUUUUUCAGAAGGGGAUAAACCAAAAACGAUUCUUCUUCAAGAUUGUACUUUUUUACUUCUUCUAAGACCAUAUCUCAAGUGUCCUGCAGGUACUACAAACAGAAGUCCCUCUCUCUCUCUUUUUCAGGAGACAAUAGCUCUCUCCAAUACAGGAACUGUGUGCGUGGUCUAGUCAUUGACGAUGAAGUGGAACUUGUUCAAGAAUAAGCCGGAGGCCAUGGUGGGUCCAGAGCCCACGGGCACCGGCGCCACCAUGACCGCGGCCCCAGCCGUAGCAAUCGCCACCACAGUGGCUGAACCCCCAGGCAACGGCACAGAGUCCAAGAACGACAUGUUUGAAGAGAUCAAGAGCAAAUUCUUGAACGAGAUCGAUAAGAUCCCACUCCCUUCCUGGGCUAUCAUAGCCAUCGCUGUGGUGGCCGCCCUCCUCAUCCUCACCUGCUGCUUUUGCAUUAUAAAGAAGUGCUGCUGCAAGAAGAAGAAGAACAAGAAGGGCAAGAAGGGAAAGGAUGGCUUCAACAUGAAGAACAUGAAAGGGGACGAGAAACAGGACGACGAUGAUGAUGAAGGUGAGACAGGGCUGACGGAGGAGGAGAAAGAGGAAGAGGAGAAAGAGGAGGAGAAGCUUGGCAAACUGCAGUACUCACUUGACUAUGACUUCCAAGACAAUAAGCUCACAGUGGGAAUACUCCAAGCUGCAGAUCUUAUAUCCAUGGACAGCGGAGGCACCUCUGACCCGUACGUUAAGGUCUAUGUCCUCCCAGACAAGAAGAAGAAGUUUGACACCAAGGUUCAAAAGAAAAACCUGAACCCUGUCUUCAAUGAGUCAUUUGUUUUCAAGUUACCGUAUGCUGAGCUCGGUGGGAAAACCCUGGUGAUGUCAGUCUUUGACUACGACCGAUUCUCCAAGCAUGACAUCAUUGGAGAGGUGAAGAUCCCCAUGAACACAAUUGACCUGGGACAGCCCAUUGAAGAAUGGAAGGAUUUGGAGAGUGCAGACAAAGAGGAGCCUGAGAAGCUGGGAGACAUCUGUAUCUCUCUCCGUUACGUGCCCACCGCUGGCAAACUCACUGUCUGUAUCCUGGAGGCAAAGAACCUCAAGAAGAUGGACGUGGGUGGACUGUCUGAUCCCUAUGUGAAGAUCGCGUUGCUGCAGGGAGGCAAGAAACUGAAGAAGAAGAAGACUACGGUGAAGAAGAACACUCUGAAUCCAUACUACAACGAGUCCUUCAGCUUUGAGAUCCCAAUGGACAUGAUGCAGAAAAUCUUGGUGGUGGUGACAGUGUUUGAUUAUGACAAGAUUGGCAAGAAUGACGCCAUUGGGAAGAUAUUUGUGGGAAGCAAGGCGACGGGCCCUGGUCUGAAGCAUUGGUCUGACAUGCUCUCUAACCCCAGGCGUCCCAUUGCCCAGUGGCAUCCACUACAACAGGAGGAGGAUAUAGAUGCGGCGCUGGCAGGUUUAAAUGCAAAAAAGUAACUUAACUUGGCCGAUUUGAUUACCAACUAACCAACUCAGAAACCCUCCCUCCCCAACCCUCCUACACUGCAUGAAACUCAUGACGUGCACAUGAUUCUGUCAUGUCUACUUGAAACACUGAACAAAAAAAAGAAACAUCUAGAAUAUCAGCUCAUUCAUUGUUAAAUUGAAGAACAUAAACAACCCUUUUUUUUAGCAUUUCACAUAUUUAGUGUAUAGUGAAAAGAGGGAGAUUGAAUGAUUGAUUGAUUGAUAAAUUGAUCUGUGUUUCAUUUCAACAUGCUUUUUAGCACCAGAUGCUUAGAUGUUGAUAAUGAAAGCUUGGAGAAAGGCUCAAUGAAAGUGAUGAUGGUUAAAGCUUCUUCAUUUAGUUUAUAUAACAUUAUGCAUGCUUUACUUAUGCUCUCACUGCUCUGCAUAAACCAUGCCAAACCGAUUCCUAAUAGCAUAUAUCUUGUUCUCAAACCAUAAGUGUGCCAUAUCUUGCAGUAGAGAUUAGUAUUGGGAAAUGUCUCACACUGAACCAUUUUAAAUCUACUUAUGGAAAGGGUUUAAGUGAGAUGGUAGGUAUAAAGUUAAUAUAAUGCAGCAAUCCAUUCCAGAAUUACUGUCUAAUAGAACUUCACAAUGCAAUGUUUUUUUGUUAUUCCAAUUUCAUUAGUAUUAUUAUUAUUAUUAUUAUUAUUAUUAUUAUUAUUAUUAUUAUUAUUAUUAUUAUUAUUAUUAUUAUUAUAUGUAUUCCCAUACAUAUUAGAGAGAUACAUAUUGUGGCAAAAAUGACAUUUGACUUUGCAAUUAAUUAUUAUUUAUCAAACACGAUUAAUUUAUAUGCAGUCAUGGCUUUCAGAGUGAUACACAGUCUGGGAGGAGUUCAAGGGUGCCUUUUUGAUUCAAGUUGGUGAAGUACAUUAGGCUCUCAACUUAAUGUGCACUGAGGUAAACUGUAUACCUGGCAAACGUCAUAAUGGCACAGUCCAAGGAAACUGCAAAUGUGUUGCAGACCUUUUUUGACCACUUGGAUGUAAAUGUGAUGACUUAUCCAUAGCCAAAGUAAAGAUGAAGGACGAAUUAUCUCUGUCCUCCAAAACCAUGACAACUAUGCUUUAUUAGUGAUGAUAUGCUUACUACUAAUAGCAUGUGUUGAAAACACAUUUUACCUUUUACUCUUUUAAGUCAGAUUUAUGUUCAAGAAAAGAAAGAAAAAUGAUUAAUCAUAUUCUACUAAAACAACAUCACACCCUGUACACUAUUGUGAAUGCAUUUUUGGCGUUAGUGCUAUCAGGAUGAAAGGGGUAUAUGUUAUAGAAUGGGACCAUCUGCUUGUUUACAGCCACUGCCUGUGAAUUGUAAAAUCACAGUGCAUCUCUGAAAUGACUGAUACAAACAUACUGGAGGGGAUGUUUUCUCAGUUAAAAUGUGUAUUUGCACGAGGCCCAAAGUCUAUUUCUCUCAGCUGAGGAUGACUGCAGUAGUGUGGAUAUUCAUUCAAUUUUUGGAUGCUCACAUUGUAAUGAUGAAAAGGUCAUCAUCAAUCAACAGGUACAUACAAAUGCAGCUUUUGCUUGAAACAAAUGAGAGUAAAGUAAGCAUGAUUUAUGCUUUGUGCAAAUCUUCAUGUCUAUGGCUUUGGCUUUUGCGCCACACACUCAUCAGCAACUGCUUACUAUGUAACCCUUACUGUAAGAUGCCAAAGUACUAAAACAUUGUGCAUUGUCCGCUGUUUAUUCAAACCUGUUUUUCCCAAGGGCGUUGUUCAUUCAGACAUCCUAUGAUUUUGAUGUCCAAGAGGCCAUGGAAUAUAAAAUGAUGGAACUGAAACGAGGGUGAACGUUAGAAUACUAAUAAGUCCAUUGUAGUUUUGCCUCCCUCUCUCUCUUCCUUCUGUAAACAUUAUGCAUUGAGCAAAUGUGUUAAUACAGCAUGUAUCUAUAACAUUUUGUAAAUAGCAGCAUGUUUUAAAGAUAAAUCAUAAUUAUAUUGUGUAUGUGUGUUUGUGUCCAAUGUCAUUUUGAUAAUAAAAUGGAGAGAAAAUAUGCAUUGACUGCACAUUUUAUGUAUUUUCCCUUAAGGGUAUGGGCCUCAACGUAUGUCUGCAUUGUAUAUGGAUUUUACAGGCUAUUUUCUUGCCUGGAAUUCAAGUGUUGCUUUUUACUGUGUGGGUAUUCAUUUAGCAGACCAAAAUGCUGCAUGCUUGUUUUUAGUAUUUGUUAAUUGUAUUAUCCUUUCUAUCUGUCUACUGUGGUCAACCCUAAAUAUUUUACUAUAUACUGGGGCUACAAGUCAAAAUGCAAUAUUACUAACAUUUCCUGCUUUCACUUGUACAUGUGCAUGGUCUUUGAUGGCCAGGAUUUAUUGUGUAGUUAUUGCAAAAGGGCAACAUUCACUAGCUCUCUUGCUUUGUAAUUAUAAGUACCAUAAGUGUUUCCUUCGUGUAUCCUGCCAGAGGUUGUAGUAACCGCCUUAUCAAAAAUCAUUUGUAUCUGUUGUGUUGGGUUGACCAGUACUGGCCCAUUACUAAGUCAGAUUAUGGUACUACACAAAUUUAAGUCCAAGUACUAGACCAUACUUAGACUGUUUAGUGACAGGCUCAUGUUAUCAGAUCUAGCUCACUGUAUAGGAGUCAAAGCAUGGACUUGUAGCCCUCUUUCAAUACCUCUUACAUAUUUGUACCCUGAGUAGACCUCUGCUUUCUGUAACUCAUUGCUUAACAUAACAGUUAAACGUGUCUUUUUUAGUAUGUUGAUCAAAAUAAGAAGAAAAGCCAUACAACUUGAGCACUGAAACAUUAGAGCUCAUCUGUGAGGUUAGUAACCUAAAAUACUUCUUAGGUAUCUACACUCUGAGCAAAGGUAUAUUACUACUCAUAUAAAAACCUUAUAGAGAUAUUAACAGAGUGGCUGGUUCAGACUUUAUCACUUUCCUAUGACAGAAUUGCUUAAACAUGAUCUCCUGAAUAUGUAUAUUUAUAUGUGAAUUAUAUUAUAUUUGUUCCUCUAUAUAAUCACCUGUACCAGCUCUGUUGGAUUUUCACCUCACAUUAUAUAAUAUGUGUUUUGCUUAUAAAUAGGUACUUAACAUGAUAAUAGCGGUUAUGUUUACCAACAUUAUUGGCAUGACUUUGAGUUGAUAUUGUAAGAUAUACAUGCCUCUGCAUUUAUGAAAUCAUAUGACUGCUUGGCUUUUUGUGACGAUCAUAUACGUACUUAUGUUCGAAAAAGUUUAAAUGAACCUUCAGUCAUUCGUAUAAUUUGCACAACAAUGUUUUUUAAAUGUUAGCAUAACGAGCAUAUAGCAGCAAAAUAGUGACAUGUUAGUCGAUUGCAAAAUUGCAUUCGUUUUUCCAUGUCUCAGCACACAUGCUCUUAAUACUCUGAUUGCAAGUAUAGAGCUGAUUUGUAUGACCCAUACAGUAUAAACUCCAUUCCAGUAAAGCAGUUAUUACUCAAAAUAUGAGUUUAAUUGUGGUGAUGAAUGAAUACUGUUACUUCCGCACUUGUUUUCCAUAUCCCUAGUAUUGAGUAUGCUUGGGUUGAUUAUUAUUGUUUUAUAGACCAUUAUUCUGUCUAUUUUAAAUGAUUUAAAUUGUAUUUGCAAUAGGACCAAUAGCACCUGUGUUCUUCUAACGUUUUCUCAGUGGACAACAGAAACUGAGUGUUUUUUUUCUCAAAUUACUGCAAUGCAGGCAACAAAAUCCCUGUCUUCCUGGGUCUAUGGAACUCUUUUGAGCAUGGGGCGGACCCAAACAGUGCAGAGCUACAUUCGCAAUGCAAUACUGCCAACCUUGCUGCUUAAAAAAGAAAAACGGUUCUUCUUUAUGCAUAGCGUUUUGAUCCUCCGUGGUCACCAUACUAUAAGACUUCCAAAGAACUGUUCCCCUCUGCCUCGCCUCCUCACUCCCUCCUCUCCUUCUAUACUAUUCAACAACAUGGACAAGGGAAAUGCUUGAACUUGAUUAUUAUACUUUUUUUUGUAGAGGUGUGUGUAUGUGUGUGUCAGUAGUUGUGCCUUUUGUGGAUUGCAUGAUUUAUUUCCCUGCCAAGGAACAUGUUGUCCAGCAAAAAGAAUCCAAAUCCUCCAGCUCUUGUAUCAAUAUAUCAGUCAAUGUGAUAUUAUUUAGAACCUCAAGGGAACCAAAACAUGGAAUGUCUCAACAGACGUAUCUAUAUGUAAUCAUAGGAAAUAAAGGCAUUUUAAGUA